AUUUUCUUCAGAAAUUAUGUGCCAAUUUGAAAUGAACCCUAUAAUUUAGGGGUUUUAUGAAGUUAAAGAAAAUAGAGAGGAAAAAGAUAAAGCACUUGCCAAAUAUACCAUUGACAAUAACAUUACGUGGCGCUAGAGAAUUAAUCUUCGGACGAAGGAACCGGAGAGGAGCUCAGCGCAUCUUCAUUUCAUAUAUUCGCCAUCUCCCGUUCACAAAUCCUCCAAAUCUGGCUCCUGUCUUUCAUCGUUUAAGUCUUCAGUCAUGGCCGAGAUUGAACUGAAAACAGCACCUGUUGAUUUUCGAUUCCCUACAACAAAUCAAACUCGGCACUGUUUCACGCGUUACAUUGAGUUUCAUAGGUGUGUGGCAGCAAAGGGUGAAGAAUCUAAUGAAUGUGAGCGAUUUGCCAAAUAUUACCGCUCUCUUUGCCCGGGUGAAUGGAUUGAGAGGUGGGCCGAGCAGAGGGAGAAUGGAAGUUUCCCAGGUCCUCUUUAAUUAACAUCAGAACUCCUUGGCUUGAUCUUUCAUUGACAUGAAAGUUGCAUAUCACUUCCGUUUCCUUCACUCCAACCAGUUGUGCAUGGUUUCUCAGUUGGAUCAUUGUGGAUCAAUAAAUUACCUGUUCAGAUUUCUUUAAUUUAAUUGAAAUCACACAUUGACUGGUAUUUUAAUUUAUGAUUUGUUCUCAGCACAAGUAGUUCCAUGGUUGCUCA
Messenger RNA from Prunus persica (peach), 714 nucleotides. Its product is annotated as cytochrome c oxidase subunit 6b-2. Gene Ontology annotation, cellular component: respiratory chain complex IV; mitochondrion. The transcript has 4 exons. NCBI's taxonomy places the organism in Eukaryota, Viridiplantae, Streptophyta, Magnoliopsida, Rosales, Rosaceae. The coding region runs from base 263 to 496 and encodes 77 amino acids. The record is from RefSeq and is a predicted model, not a curated record.